AUGGUGCUAGAUUUGGGCAGCAAUAGUUUGGAGGGAACAAUCCCACUAUGUUUGGGUGAGAUAAGUAUCCUUCGGAUUUUGGAUUUAAGCAACAAUAGUCUUAGUGGGACAUUAAAUACAAAUUUUAGUAUAGGAAAUUAUCUUGGAGUCAUUAAAUUUGACGGGAAUAAGCUAGAGGGGAAAGUCCCGCAAUCUUUUAUCAAUUGCAAAUAUUUGAAAGUUCUCGACUUAGGUAACAAUGAAUUGAAUGACACAUUUCCUGAAUGGUUGGGAGCCCUACCUGAGUUGCAGCUAUUAAACUUGAGAUCAAAUAAGUUUUAUGGCCCUAUAAAAGAUUCAAGGACUGACAACUUGUUUGCUCAAAUUCGAAUCAUAGAUCUCUCAUCCAAUGGAUUUAGUGGAGAUUUACCAGUGAGCCUUUUCGAGAAUUUUGAAGCCAUGAAAAUAAUUGGUGAGAAAAAUGGAACCCGUGAGUAUGUAGCAGAUUAUUUUUCUGAUUUUUACUCAAAUUCCUUUAUAGUGACAACAAAAGGACUGGAGCUUCAAUUUCCUCGAGUUUUGACUACAAACAUAAUCAUAAAUCUCUCUAACAACAAAUUUGAAGGUCAUAUCCCAAGCAUUAUUGGAGAUCUCAUUGGUCUUCGUAGGUUAAACUUAUCUCAUAAUUGCUUGGAAGGUAUUAUACCAGCAUCGCUGAACCAAUUAUCUGUACUUGAAUCAUUGGAUCUCUCAUCCAACGAAAUCGGCGGAGAAAUUCCACAACAGCUUGCAUCCCUCACAUCACUUGAAGUUUUAAAUCUCUCUCACAAUCAUCUUGUUGGAUGCAUCCCCAAAGGAAAACAAUUUGAUACGUUUGAGAAUAGUUCAUACCAAGGGAAUGAUGGGUUACGUGGAUUGCCACUCUCAAAAGAUUGUGGCGGUAAUGAAGGGGUACCUCAAGCAACAACUCCAAAUGGGCUAGAUCAAGAAGAAGAAGGAGAUUCCUCAAUUAUAAGUUGGAAGGCGGUUUUCAUGGGUUAUGGUUGUGGACUUGUUAUCGGACUGUCCAUAAUAUACAUAAUGUUGUCAACUUAA
This is a messenger RNA of Solanum verrucosum, 1074 nucleotides long. Its product is annotated as receptor-like protein Cf-9 homolog. Gene Ontology annotation, molecular function: protein binding. Lineage: Eukaryota; Viridiplantae; Streptophyta; Magnoliopsida; Solanales; Solanaceae. The record is from RefSeq and is a predicted model, not a curated record. Bases 1 to 1074 code for a protein of 357 amino acids. The transcript has a single exon.